This is a messenger RNA of Ctenocephalides felis (cat flea), 4348 nucleotides long. RefSeq lists its product as uncharacterized. The coding region runs from base 203 to 4348 and encodes 1381 amino acids. The record is from RefSeq and is a predicted model, not a curated record. Lineage: Eukaryota; Metazoa; Arthropoda; Insecta; Siphonaptera; Pulicidae. The transcript has 7 exons.
GUAGGCACUACAUGGCGCUUGACCCGGGCGUCAAUACACGCCCGGGUCAUAAUGCUGCGUGGCCGAGAGAUGCCUAAGUAACCGGGAAAGUUUUAGUGAGUUAAUUUUUGUAUUUUUAUAAUUAGUUUAGUGAGUGAGUUAAUUAUUUCAUUUUUUUGUUCGAGUUCAGAGAAUAAUUGAAAAUCCGAAGCAACUUGUUGCAAUGAUGCCAUUGGACCCUAAUGAGCCCCUCAAGAUGUUUUUGGAAGUUUCUGGUGUCACACUAUAUCCUUGCCCAAGGGACUUAAGACGCCAAUAUGAUUGCAUUUUUACUAAAGAUGCCCUGCAAUUUCUGGCGGAUAUCAUUGCACAAUUCGAUCAUAGAAUUGAAGAGUUGUAUGCGAAGCGAUUGGAAAUGAGAUCAAAGAUUUCUCAAGGAUGGAUGCCCAAAUUUUAUACGAGUAAGGAACGUGAUGAUAAGGUUCUCGUACUUAAUGGAAUAACAUCUGUAAAAAAAGAAAUAUUUAAUUAUUGUAUGGAACAACUAAGAACUGUGCCAACUGUUACAUUGCAGAAAUUAGAAGUUCAGGAUUUAAGCAUUUACAAACAAGAAUCAUUGGACACCAAAAAAUGUUUUGGCGAGGAUAAUAACAUUGAUUUUUCGAAUAUGAUGGACCAUAAGAAAAUGUCAGUAAACAAAUGCGCCAUGAAAUCGCUAGAUAGCUCGCAGAAAAUACCUAGUACUAUUUCAAAUAAUGAAAUCAGCCAAGUUGAACCAAAGAUGUUUGGAAAUACCAUAAAUAAGAAGUGCCUUAGUAAUGUUAAGUCAAAUUGCUCUGCAUUCAAUACCAAAAAGAAACAUUCAUCCACUUCCAAAAAACCAAGUAAGUCUAUUAAUCAAAACAAAGAAAAUCGAGUUCACAAAAAUGCACGUCCUUCAAAGAAAGAACGAUUAAGCAAAAAACUGAAGGAACUUUUUGGAGACGACCGGGAAGCUGUAAAACGCGAUAAAACGGCGAUACAAGAAAUAAAUACAGAAUUUAAAAAUGACGGUUUCAAAAAAGUUAGAUCGAGACAUAAGCGAAAGUCGGAAGAGUUUUUGAAAUUUGGAAGCGUCAAAAAAAGUAAGAGUGAUCCAUCAGGGGAAUCUAUUAUAAAAGCUCUAGCAGAGAAUGAAAAUAUUAUUUCAAAUCAGGUAGUAUUGCCUACAAAUAUCUUUGUCAAAAAUGUGCGUGAAAUAGAUAUUUUUAAAGAUAUUGAUAUUUUAAAGACGAAUAAUGACCUUGUACCCAACAAGAAAAAGAAAAAUCAACGUAAGCGGGUUAAAAAUAAGGAAAGGAAUUUUCAGCAGAAUAUUAAUAAUAACAAUAAAAUUGGUCAGCUCACAGCACAAGACAAAACUCAAAUUUUACCUAAUCAACAUUCUGAAGAAGCGAAGUCCGAUCAUGAGAUGGAUAAUGCUAAUUAUAAUACUAAUGAAGCCAGUAAGUUUGAUACCGAUGCCAUUCACAUUUUAAAUGUUUUCUCGGUCAGUCAAGGCGAGAAUGUUGACACAAAUAAAAUGACAAAUUUAGAAACUUCAGAACCAGCCAAUUUAACGCAGCCUAUAGGCCUGAGUAUGCCGAUUUUAGACGAAACAAUAGAGGGGCAAAUUAGCCAAAAUUCACCAUUACCAAAAAUUGUAAAUGCUUUUUCAUUAAGUGAAGAUAAUAGUAUUACAUCGAAUGAAGAACAAGAAACGACUUCUAUUUCAAAAUUGGAUAUAAACAGGAAUGAAGAAAUUACUAUUGACGCCCUGGAAGGAAAGACUUCCUCUAAUUUAUCUAGUGACAAGAAUAGUAGAAGUGAACCAAAGAGACCAGUAACAAUAAAUAAUAAAAGCUUGCAGGAAAAUUGUCGACAGAUCUUGAACUAUGCCAAAGAAAUAAUCAAAAAAUCGUCUGAUAAAGAAAUUGUGGAGGAAAAUAGUAUUAUGGAUAAAGUCGCUUGCGAUAAUCUACCUGCAGAUAACUUUAGUAAGGAUUUACUUAUUUCUACUAGUCAAACACAGAAAUCUCACGGAGAUGAUCAAACUUCACUCAUCAGCAGUGAUAUACAACAAACAAUAAAUGGAGACGUCCCAAAGAUUAUACCAAAGUUUAAUAUUACUAUAGAGAGAAGUGAUAAUGAAACGGGUGAAAGUUCUGCUAAUAUAACAAUAUCAUUUGCAGAAAGCCAAAAUGAAAGAGAUACAGGCGCCAAUACUCCUAAGAAGAAUGAUUUGGAAAAUAAAGUGGAAAAUAUGCCAGUGUCAGCUAGUUCCAUAACGAAUUUAUCGGAUCAAGAAACAUCAAUUUCUUCGAAGGUAAAUUUAGAUUUACAAGUUAAAAAUACCUAUGUGAUACCACCGCAAGCAGCUGCUAAAAUAAUACCAGAAUUAUUCCAAAAUAGUCCGCAAAGUAAUCAGCAAUUUUCGCCUGUAGAUAAAAGUACAGCUGAACAAUCUUCAGGCCAGGUAGAAACGAAAAAUAAUUAUGACAAUAAAGUUAAAAAUAUGCCAGUAUUACUUAAUUCCAAACCCAAUGUAUCGCUUAAAUCGACGAUUCCUUCGAAGGUUGAUUCAGAAUUACAAGUUAAAAAUACCAGCGUGAUACCGACGCAUAAUGCUGCUAAAAUAUUACCAAAACCGUUUCAAAAUAAUUCGCAAAAUAUAUUAUCCUCUGUAGACAAAAGUACAGCUGAGCAAUCUCUGACAAUUGUUCCAAUAUGUCAGUCGAACUCAACACAGGAAAAUGACAAGAUAACAGAAUCUUCCAAAAAAUUUGAAAUACAAGAAAAAUCAUCUGAGCCGCCAACUUUCCCAUUGCCAGCAAGUCAAAAUAAUUUAGUUUCGCUUCUUUGCCCUCCGAAUAUAUUAUCCUCUCUAGACAAAAGUACAGCUGAGCAAUCUCUGACAAUUGUUCCAAUAUGUCAGUCGAACUCAACACAGGAAAAUGACAAGAUAACAGAAUCUUCCAAGCAAUUUGAAAUACAAGAAAAAUCAUCGGAGCCGUCAACUUUGCUAUUGCCAGCAAGUCAAAAUAAUUUAGUUUCGCUUCUUUGCCCUCCGAAUCCAAUAACGAUAACUCCAUUAAAUGACCAAUACAAAAUGAUCAAUUUACCAGUUUUUGUGAAUGGAACGCAAAUAAUUCUACAGUCACCAACUGCUUUACAAAGUGAAACUUGUGAAAAUUCAUCUAUCAACCCAGUUAUUUCUUCACAGCCUUCCUCUAAUUCUUGUGCUUUUGGAUUAGUACAAUCUGGAAUUUCACAGGAGAAAAUUGUGCUAACCAAACCUUCUGAGCGUUUAGUCAAUAUCGCUCCUGACAAUACCCAACAUAAACUACCUGACAUACAAGUUAACGAAAUUAGGCAUUCUUCAGAUUUACAAACAAGGAUUUUCUCAUCAAACAAUCAGUUUAUAAGAUCUUCUGAUUCUGUAAUAGUGUAUUCGAAACCAUCCUUUAGUUUCCAAAAUGGACAGGAACGUACUUUACCACAGACUUUCACCAAAUGUACGAUAGUUGAGCCAAGGACAUCGAGCAGAAUACACGAAAAAGCUUUUCCUCCUGCUAUUAUUUCAAAUUCGGAGAAUAUUAAUAAAGGAUUCACAGCAAGUGCGUGCAAAACUCAAUUUCAGCAUUUAUAUCAGAACCGACAUGACUUUAAUAUGAUACGUCCUGAGUUUAAUACUUCACCUCAAACUGCGACAAAUAUUUACGACAAGAAUACUAAUAGCGGUAGCGGCAACAUGCCAUCUGAACUUCCUGGUGAUUUACCGUUAGCAGAGACAUUGAAUGGAUCUGAAAAUUUAAUAUCAUCAAAGUUUGAUGCAAUGAAUCGUGCGAAUUCUUUAAAAGCAGCUUCAAAUUUCUCAUCGGAUGUAUCUCCAAUGAAUAUAACUAAUAGCUUAUCAUCUCCUGGACAAUCGCAUAUUUCGAGUGCUAUGUCUCGAUCUGAAAACACAUCGAAUGAGACAAACGCGAGUUUUCCAAAAAUUCGAGUUCGAUCAUUGGAAAGCAUGAAUUCACAAGAAGCCGCUGCCGAUAUAAACUUACCAUCGUAUAGAAAUCGUCAUCAAAACUCGAUUAAUGCCUCAAUUGAUGAUGUCGAUUUUCAUAUGUAUAAAGAUGCAAUCUUUUUAUGUUUUGCCGUAGACAUUUCUAAUGAUAUUUUUUGUGCAGUAAAUAAUUAUAAUAAUAGACUAUCGUUUAUCAAUGCUAAUGGUAUCGAUAAAUUUCGUUAUAGAAUUAGUUUAUUGGAUUACGAUGUCUUAAGAUUAACAAGAAGAAAACGUUUAUUCAAUGCUUUAAAUUAUUUGUCGAAAAAAUACGCUUAUUCGAAUACAUAG